This is a messenger RNA of Pelodiscus sinensis (Chinese soft-shelled turtle), 850 nucleotides long. RefSeq names its product claudin-3. The record is from RefSeq and is a predicted model, not a curated record. Gene Ontology annotation, cellular component: bicellular tight junction; membrane. Gene Ontology annotation, molecular function: structural molecule activity. NCBI's taxonomy places the organism in Eukaryota, Metazoa, Chordata, Testudines, Trionychidae.
AGAUCUUGGGCAUGGCGCUUUCCGUGGUGGGCUGGCUGGGGGCCCUCAUCUCCUGCGCCCUGCCCAUGUGGAAGGUGACGGCCUUCAUCGGCAACAGCAUCGUGGUGGCGCAGAUCAUCUGGGAGGGGCUGUGGAUGAACUGCGUGGUGCAGAGCACGGGCCAGAUGCAGUGCAAGGUCUACGACUCCAUGCUGGCCCUGCCCCAGGACCUGCAGGCCGCCCGCGCCCUGGUGGUGAUCGCCAUCGUGCUGGCCGUGCUGGGCCUGAUGGUCGCCCUCAUCGGGGCGCAGUGCACCAGGUGCGUGGAAGAUGAGACCACCAAGGCCAAGAUCACCAUCGUCUCCGGGGUGGUCUUCCUGCUGGCUGGGAUCAUGACCCUCAUCCCCGUGUGCUGGUCGGCCAACACCAUCAUCCGCGACUUCUACAACCCCGUGGUGGUGGACUCACAGAAGCGGGAGCUGGGCGCCUCCCUCUACGUGGGCUGGGCCGCGGCAGCUCUGCAGCUGUUCGGGGGGGCUUUGCUCUGCUGCUCCUGCCCCCCCAAGGAUGACAAGUACGCGCCAACCAAGGUGGCUUACUCUGCCGCCCGCUCCACCGGGCCCAGCUACGACAAGAGGAACUACGUGUGAGGGAGGCCGCCCGGCACCUCUCCCGCCUGCCCUGAUCCAUUCAGCAGACUGUCACGGCCUCCCCCCCCGCUCUCGGGAGCCCUGAGGACCCCAGGGGGACUUCUGACUGUCAUCCCAAGGGCGGGGUGGAGGAGGAACUGUUCUGUCUCCCUCAGUGCUGCUGGUGGGGCAGCAAGACCCUGGCUAAGACUCUGUUUUGGUUGUGGCUGAGGUGUUUUUUG